AUGUCGGCAGAGCAACUCACCGAGGGCGUUAUUGCACGCAUGCUGGAUUCAUCGGAUGCCGAUGCGCCGGUAGAUCCGGUAUGCCAAGUGCUUAGCUUAAAGAAGCUGCAGACGAACAGCGCGAACUCCAAUGUCAGCGAGCGCUACCGCGUCGUGCUGAGCGAUGGCGUGUAUUAUACACAAGCCAUGCUUGCUACGCAGCUUAAACCACUGGUUGAGGACCACACGCUGGACCGCAACAUGGUUGUGCGCAUCUCGCAGUAUACGUCCAAUACGGUCCAGAACCGUAAGAUCCUCAUCCUGCUCAAUCUCGAAAUCCUCUCGCCCGCGCUUCCCAACCGCCUGGGCAACCCACAAAACAUCGAGGCGGUGCAAGCAAAUGGCGAUGGCGUGGCUGCCAAGCCCGCAGCGAGUGCACCGUCCCUCGGCGCCCAGGCGCUCUCACGCGGUGGCAAGGCCGCCAGCGGCGUCGGCAAGCCAAGCUCGGGCCUGCCCGUGUACCCGAUCGAGGCGCUCUCGCCGUACCAGAACAAGUGGACGAUCAAGGCGCGCGUCACGCUCAAGUCGGACGUGAAGCACUGGUCGAAUGCGCGCGGCGACGGCAAACUGUUCAGCGUCAAUCUGCUCGACGAAAGCGGCGAAAUUCGCGCCACGGGCUUCAACGAUGCUGUGGAUCGAUUCUACCCGAUGCUCCAAGAGAACAAGGUAUAUUUUAUCAGCAAAGCCAAGGUGAACAUUGCGAAAAAGCAGUUUAGCAACCUCUCGAACGAGUACGAGAUUGCGCUGGAAAGCAACAGCGAGAUUGAAGAGUGCGCAGAAGGCGGCGAUGUGCCCGAAGUCAAGUACCAAUUUGUCCCCAUCGAGCAGCUCGGCUCUGUCGAGCCCAACCAGACCACGGACGUGAUAGCUAUUUUGGACGAGUACUCGGAGGUGUCUGAGAUUGUGUCCAAGGCGACGCAGCGCCCGAUCAAGAAACGCGAGCUCACCCUGAUGGAUAGCAGCGGCAUGAGCGUACGCCUGACUCUGUGGGGCCAGCAAGCGGAGAACUUUGAAAAAACCAUUGCAGGGGACGACAAGCCCGUGCUCGCUUUCAAAGGCGUCAAGGUCGGCGAUUUCGGCGGGAGGAGCCUGAGCAUGUUUUCCAGCUCCUCGAUGACGGUGAACCCCGACAUGCCAGAGAGCCAUGGUCUGCGUGGCUGGUACGACAACGAAGGAAACGCCGCACAGAUUCGCAGCUUCACCAAAGUCGAUGUCGGCGGCGCUGGCGCUGGCGGCGGCGGCGGCGGUGCCAUGCGCCCCGACGAGCGCCGCACGCUCGAGCAAGUCAAGGAGUCGUCUUUGGGUGCCUCGUUUGAGCGCGCCGACUACUUUAAUACGCGUGCAACCAUCCUCUACAUUCGUCCUAACAGUCUCUAUUACACAGCGUGUCCCGAAUGCAACAAGAAGGUCAUUGACGAGGGCGACGGCUGGCGCUGCGAAAAGUGCGACCGCAGCUGGCCAGCGCCAGUGCGCCGCUACAUCUUCUCGGCCAACAUUGCCGACUACUCGGGGCAGAUUUGGAUUAGCGGCUUUAACGAGAUUGGCGAGCGCAUCAUUGGCAUGCGCGCCGACGAGCUUGAUGCGAUCCGGAACGAGAACGAGAACGAAUUUAAGGCCGUGUUGCAGCGCGGCGUCGGCAAGAUGAUGCUCUUUAGCUGCCGUGCAAAACAGGAAACGUUCAACGAUACGAACCGCGUGCGGUACACUGUCACACAAGCACACCCCGUCGACUUUACCAAGGCUGGCCACGAGCUCUGCGAAGGGAUUCAAGCUUUACACGUGUCUUUGUAG
Molecule: messenger RNA, 1830 nt
Organism: Malassezia vespertilionis
Lineage: Eukaryota; Fungi; Basidiomycota; Malasseziomycetes; Malasseziales; Malasseziaceae
Gene: RFA1
Product: Replication factor A protein 1
Exons: 2
Coding region: 1-1830 (609 amino acids)
Biological process (GO): DNA repair; DNA replication; DNA recombination
Cellular component (GO): nucleus
Molecular function (GO): DNA binding
Source: RefSeq, a predicted model, not a curated record